GCUGCGUCAACCUUGAGCCGGUGAGAUUUGAACCGCUGACCUGCUGAACACAGUCAGCUAAAGUGGCCUGCAGUACUGCACUCUAACUGCUGCGCCACCUCGGCUCAUACAUGCAAUGUAUUCCUGCCUAAAUCUACUACGCAGGAAAAGAUAUAUUAUUUUCCAUUUGUACAGCUCUUAUGAAUUAGUAUCUUAUGAAUUAGUAAAGCUUUGGAUCAUUUACAGGUGUUUCAGAGUCAGUAUAUAUUUUGUCCUAAUUUGGCCUGUGCGAGAAGAUAAUGCAUGGUCUGAACUAUACCAACCAUAAAGAGGAGUUUGCAGAAACCUGAGGCUCAUGCAUGUAGCUGUGGUUUGUUAUGGUACCUGAAUUAAUUUUUGGCUGGUGGGGAGUGGCGAUGAGAGAGAAAAAUCACUACCAAUGAUUUACUGUUGCUUUCUCUGCUUGGUCAAUAUUUUGGAAUGGCAAAUCCUGCAACACUUGCUGUGUAUAUCUUGAAAUCCUUGCAAAUUUCUUGGAAGCACGCUUUUUUUUUUAGCAUUAUCCCCACCAAAAAUCUUAAAUAGGCAAAUCUUUUUCAUGCCUAUUUAUGUACUGAGUCUUUUGUACUGAAUCACAUUAUUGCCAGAGCCAGAGCAUCAUAUAAAACGAUGAUCUUAGCUAAGGUAUUAAUAUUAACCUCUCUGCUCAUUCAAGAAUAGUGAUGCCAAAUGGAUGAAGUGGCACAUUUCCCCAUAAUUUUGUGACUUUUUCAUUUGGAAUCUUUUGAAAAAUAUUUUUUGCAAUUGUAUCUAGUAUGUUAACACUUUGAGUAUACUUAACAGAUAGUGUAAGGAUUGACUUUCUACUAUUAUGUUUAAUAACAGGAUCUAAUACAUGCUUAUAUAAAACAGAGCAAGGAUUUACUAGCUAGAAGUGGGAGGAAGUCUUUUAUAAUUUCAACAUGGAAGCUGGUGCCUGCUUUGAAGUUUUAGCUCAAAUAUACUUCUUUUUAAAAAUUGUGACUGUUUUUCCCCUCCUUAGCAAGAUGUUGCCUACCACAUCAAUUAAUCCCCGAGAUCAGGGCAAUGGAUCUUUAAAUACUAGAGCAUCAGCAAGACACACAGCUGGGGCAAAGCGCUAUAAAUACUUGAGGAGACUCCUUCAUUUUCGUCACAUGGACUUUGAGUUUGCUUUGUGGCAGAUGUUGUAUCUAUUCACUUCACCACAGAAGGUGUACAGAAAUUUUCAGUAUAGGAAACAAACAAAAGACCAAUGGGCCAGAGAUGACCCUGCUUUCCUUGUGUUGCUGAGUAUCUGGCUGUGUGUAUCCACUAUAGGAUUUGGCUUUGUGUUAGGCUUGGGAUUUGUUGAAAUGAUAAAGCUGCUGCUGUGGGUCGUGUUUAUAGAUUGUGUAGGAGUUGGCCUUCUAAUUGCAACUUUAAUGUGGUUUAUCUCCAAUAAAUUUUUGCUAAAGCAUCAGAACAGGGACUAUGAUGUAGAGUGGGGAUAUGCCUUUGAUGUUCAUUUGAAUGCUUUCUACCCACUUCUUGUUAUUCUGCAUUUUAUCCAGUUGUUUUUCAUUCACUAUGUAAUUUUAUCAGCAUCAUCUCUUGGCUAUUUUGUUGGAAAUACUUUCUGGCUGGUUGCAAUUAGUUAUUACAUCUAUGUGACAUUUCUGGGGUACAGUGCUCUGCUCCCUUUCAGCACUGCCAUUCCUGAAGAACACGGUGGUCCUUCUAUAUCCAUUUGCACUUCUCAUUUUGCUGUACGUCGUCUCCUUAGCCAUUGGAUGGAACUUUACAAAAGCACUUUGCGUUUUCUACACAUAUAGAGUGAAAUAAACAGGUCUCCAAUAAAUGACACAUUGUACAAAUGUCAAACCUGGUGAAAUGAAGGUACUCUUGUAUAUUCCUGUAAAUAACUUAUUCCCUAAUAUAGAUCAGUGUAUACAAAAUGUUUGGUUUUUUUUAAAGUACUGACAGCUUUCUGACAAUAAGCCUUCUAUAUCCCUCCUUUGUGGAAGAGUUGUACAUUUCUGUAAUAAAGAUUCUUUUUAAAAAUCAA
Molecule: messenger RNA, 2044 nt
Organism: Crotalus tigris (Tiger rattlesnake)
Lineage: Eukaryota; Metazoa; Chordata; Lepidosauria; Squamata; Viperidae
Gene: UNC50
Product: unc-50 inner nuclear membrane RNA binding protein
Exons: 5
Coding region: 942-1811 (289 amino acids)
Cellular component (GO): Golgi membrane
Source: RefSeq, a predicted model, not a curated record